This is a messenger RNA of Papaver somniferum (opium poppy), 2525 nucleotides long. RefSeq lists its product as uncharacterized. Bases 1062 to 2288 code for a protein of 408 amino acids. The record is from RefSeq and is a predicted model, not a curated record. The transcript has 3 exons. Lineage: Eukaryota; Viridiplantae; Streptophyta; Magnoliopsida; Ranunculales; Papaveraceae.
UCGUCUGCAACUCCAUCAUCAUCCCUGCCACCACCUGCUCUGCCUAUACCGCCAUCACCACCACCUACUCUGCCACCACCAAACCACCAACUCCACCGAACAUCACCAUCACUUACCCCUUCCUUCUAGCUACUUAUUCCAUCAAUCCCUCACGUUUCUUUCUUGAAACCCUAGGCGUGAGAAAUUGGUGAAUUAGGUAAGCCUAGAGAGAAAUUGGAAGCAUGGGAAUUACGCAAGGGAAGCAGAGAAGACAUGGGUCGAUGCUAAUUGAAGAGAAAUCGCAUCAAAGAAGACCAGGCGCAUCAAGGAUUGUCGAAUACUCACGAGUCACGCCUAAGGUGUCGAAUUGCAGUCAGGCGAUUCCAGGGUUUCAGAGUUAUAAAGCUUGACUGCAUAAAACCAAACAAGUUCCUUCUUAUUGAAAAUUUAAAUAUUGAUACAUAAAAGCUCUAAAGUUUUGAGUCCGGCGUCAUCUUCUGGACUGGAGUUUCAAUAUUAUCAUCAUCAUCCUUUCAUACAUAACACGAUACCUAUAAUGUCAUCUUCAUGUGCUGUUCUUCAGCAAGUCCGUCAUGGUCUCAUGCGUAGCGCAUUACGCAAAGUUUCUUCCUCUGUAUUACAACUCAUCGGACCCCCCUGAAAUCUAUAAAAUCUCCAACCCACCAUCACCACCACUGCCACCACCAUCGUGGAGUGGUAACCCAUUAUUUGACUUCUACUACCAUGUAGUUCCUGGCACGAAACCUAGAACUGUGGUUUGAAGAUUAGAAUUAGCUUGGGAAAAUGAUCCGUUGAUAGCUUUGAAGUUGAUAUGCAAUUCAAGGGGUGUUAGAGGGACUGGAAAAUCAGAUAAAACAAGUUUUUAUGCUGCUGCAUUAUGGCUUCACAAGCAUCACCCUAAAACCCUGGCUUGUAAUGUCAGGACAUUUGCUGAAUUUGGUUACUUCAAAGACCUGCCUGAGAUUCUUCAUCAGAUAAUAACAAAGGAAGGCUAUGAGGAGGAGGGGCCACUGCCGCAGCCCAAAUCACAGUUCACACCAAAGCUUGAGACCAGGGAAGAAAUGAUGGUUAGGAGACGAAAAAUACCUGCAGAAAUAAGGAUUCAAAAUAAUAUGAGAAGACUUCAGAUAGUGCAAAAAAAUGCGCGUAAACAGAGAAUUGAAGCAAGAAUCAAGAAAGCAGUGAGAGCAAUCGAGAUAUACAACGGGGAUGAGAAUUAUAGAUUCUUACACGACCGAAUCUCUGAAGUUUUUGCUGAGUGUUUAGUUUCGGAUUUGCAAAAUCUGAAUUCCGGUAAUAUUCUUAAGAUUAGUUUUGCUUCAAAGUGGUGUCCAUCUCUAGACUUAUCGUAUGAUCAAUCAACUCUUUUGUGUGAAAGUAUUGCCAGAAGAAUUUUCCCUCGUGAAUUAUUUCCCGAGUACGAAAAGAUUGAUGAAGCUCAUUACAGAUUCAGAAUCCGCGAUCGUCUGAGGAAAGAAGUCCUUGUCCCCCUUCGUAGUGCAUUGAAAUUACCUGAACUUUACAUGAGUUCAAACAACUGGUCAAUGUUGCCUUACAACCAAGUCCUUGACGUUGCAGAACUUCAGUGGAGGCGAAUGGUGGAAGAUUUGUUGAAAAUUAGCAAACUAAAAGAUUCUCUUGCAAUGUGGGGCGGCACAGCAAGUGGAAGAGCAAAGAAUGUCUCCACCGCUCUUAGUUUGUUAGUAUCAGAGAUGGGUCAGGGACCAUGGAAAGGAAAGCUUAUGAAUUUCUGGAAAACACCUGCACUGGAGAAGAUUGAAGGCGACAAUUUGAGGUACAAGGAGUAUUUUAUUAAAGAAGAAAUAUGUAGAAGUGUUGCUACAGAUUUCCAAAAAGUUUUCGACAUAAUAUUGCAAGUAGCCGCUGAUGAGAAGUUGAAGGAAGAUGAAAUGAUAAAGAGACUUUAUGUGUUCACUAAAAUGGAGUUUAAGUAUGCUUCUCAUAAGGUCAUUAGAUACCGUCUUAAAGAUGACGGUGAGGUAUUGGAACAAGUUAACGGCGAUUGGGAGACGGACUACCAGGAGAUACAGAAGAAAUUUAGAAAGAGAGGAUUCUCAAACGUGCCUGAAAUUGUGUUCUGGAACUUGCAACAUCCUGUUGCAACUGUAGUGAAGGGUGGAUACACGGGUGUGACACUAGUCAGUGGCUUUUCUUACGAGUUGCUGAAAUUAUUUGUUGAAGGGGAUGUUAAUGAUAUAAAUCCGCUGGAUUCGAUGGAAAGAGCAAUCUCGGGAAAGGAAUACGACAAACUCAUGGUAGUUGAUUGAAAAUCUGGAUUCUCUCGGAGCUGUCUGUUAUUUCUAAGCAGCAAUUUCUUCUGUUUUAAUUUUACAGUUCAAGUUCAUCUAUAUCUUAAUCUUCAGUAAUUUUCCUUCUCAAACAAACUUCUUUGUGUCGUUCUGACGAAGUCAACAACGUCAUCUGUUGCUGUAAAUUUUUUUGGUUUGGUUCGGAUUCAGAUUUGAUUAGAAACGAUAAAUGGUUCAUGGUUCUUCAUCAAAUCA